CCACACUGAAGGCUAUGCGUCAAAUAUUGCCAAGACCUGAGGGAGAAAAAAAAUUAUGCAACCGCUCCGGGGCCUCCGUGUUACCAUAAUAAAAACCAUGUCCCACAGUCGUGUAUCUUUAGACGUAGUAAUAAUCCCUUGCGCGCUGUUGGUGGAAAUCCCCACGUGGUGUACGAAUUCCUGUAUAAAAACUUUGGGUGUGCGGAGCCCCUGUUGUCGUGAUUGCAAAGAGAGGAAAGGGUCUCACUGAGCAUUAUCUUGCAGGACGCACGGGAGCUUGCCACCCUAACCCGCGCACGGCGCACAUACAAAAAGACUCGGGACUCACGGAGCGCUCGCGUUCUGCUGGAAGCUGCGGGACAGGAGUCUCUGCAGGCUGCUUGAAUGGAGAGGAGCCGCCUGUACGGGGUUUUAUUCACACUUGUGCUCUUUUGUUUUGGCAGAUUACGCGUCUGAACGCAGCGUGGUUUGACAGAAGCGCAUCAACAAUCAGAACUGUCGUGCGCGCCUCUCGAUUACAGAGAUGAACUUUUAUUUUGUUGCUGGAUAACGAGCUGAAGGCACAAUGACUGGAAUCGUUUAGUCUCCUGGAAUACAAACACAUGCUCAGUGGAUUUAUUCACUGGAUGAUUUCUCCCGGAACUUUAGUCAAUGAAAAGUCGCUUAAAUCUCGGUGUGCAUUUUUAAAAGAUUCACCAUUUCUUUCGUAGCGUUUGGACUGUAGAAUAAACUUUAAAAUGAGCUUUUAUAGUGUGGCACUGUCUUGUUUAGUUGCGUGCGUGCUGUGCGUGCGCUGCAGCUCGGUGACCGGGACAGAGACUCAAAGCUCACCCCAGGAGUCGUGCGCGUCCUGCGGCUUCAGGGCGCCGGAUCAGUCGGAGCUCAUGAACAUCGAUUUCCUGGAGGCGGUAAAGAGGCACAUACUGAACCGGCUACAGAUGAGAGAGAGACCCAACAUCACCCAUCCCAUCCCGAAGGCUGCGAUGGUGACGGCACUGAGGAGACUGCACGCCGGCAAAGUACGAGAGGACGGCCGGGUGGAGAUCCCCAGCUUCGACGGGCAGGCUGCCUUCAACAACGAGGUUCAGGCGGAGACAUCUGAGAUCAUCAGCUUCGCAGAAUCAGAUGAACAAACACCCUCCAAAUCCAACCUGUACUUCCUCAUCUCCAACGAGGGAAACCAGAACCUGUACGUGUCCCAGGCCAACAUGUGGCUGUAUUUCCGUAUGCUUCCAGGAGGUCCUCAGAAGGGCAUCAGGAGGAAAGUGACGGUCAAGAUCCACUACCAGGAGGCCACAGCUGCCAGCGGCACGGAAGGAAGCCCAGGAGGUGGAGGCGGCGGAGGGGGAACAGGUCACUGGGCUCUGGUGGAGAAGCGGGUGGAUCUGAAGCGCAGCGGCUGGCAUACGUUCCCGCUAUCUGAGGCGGUGCGGGCAGUGUUUGGGAAGGGCAGCCGGAGACAGGACCUGGAGAUCCAUUGUGAGGACUGUGAGACAGCUGGAGUGGCUCCUGUUCUGGUGGAUCCCGGCGACCCAUCCCACCGGCCCUUCCUGGUGGUGCGUGCACGACAGCUGGAUGGAAAGCACCGCAUUAGAAAGCGCGGGCUUGACUGUGAUGGCACCAGCGGGGGCUUGUGUUGUCGGCAACAGUUCUACAUAGACUUCCGGCUUAUUGGCUGGAACGACUGGAUCAUUGCACCAGCUGGUUAUUACGGUAACUACUGUGAGGGCAGCUGUCCGGCCUACAUGGCAGGCGUGCCGGGCUCAGCUUCAUCCUUCCACACUGCGGUAGUUAAUCAGUACCGCAUGCGGGGGAUGAGCCCGGGCUCAGUAAACUCCUGCUGUAUCCCCACCAAGCUCAGUACUAUGUCCUUGCUCUACUUUGACGAUGAAUACAACAUCAUCAAGAGGGACGUGCCCAAUAUGAUCGUGGACGAGUGUGGAUGCGCCUGAGUCCACACUGGCCCGUCAUUAUCUGGACUGUCAGGAAGGCCUUUUGUACAAACAGGAUGUUAUUGUACGGUACACAUAUAUAUCUAUACCUACUGUAUGUGCAAGCAACACACACUGGUACCAUCUAGCAAAAGCAAGUAUCACUGUUGUGUCCAUGUGUGUUUGCACGUGUCAGCGCAGGCGUGUGUAUUUAUCAGACUGAGCGACACGCUUGCUGCCCGCAUUCUGCCCAUUCAUUGGUCAGCGGCGGCACGAGAAGGGAACGCUUAUCACCAAAUGAUACUUUUCUCUAGUUUGCCAUUUCUAGUUAAAAAAUAAUGGUCUGUCAUCUCCUUGUAAAUGAAGAUUUAAAAAACAAACAAACAAGCGCUUAAGGAAAGUGACAUGAUUGGCUUCACUGCCCACACGCCCCCUGCCCUGCUCUUCCAACCCUCUGAAAUACUCUGAGCACAUAACAGACUUGUGUUUUUACAAAGCACUGACAGUUCAUCAGCUUAUACAAUUCAGAACACCAGCACUUCCCUGCCAUGCAGACAGACUCAGUCUGGCUGUCCUCUCUGGUGGAGUUAAACUGGCAGCGCUUAAUGCCUUGCAGGAUUACAGCCUUCACAGCAGCGCAGCGGCAGAACAAAGUCCUCCACUGAGUCCCCACCGCCACCUCUGCAGCCGCCACUGUUGGCGUUAUUGUGGCCGUCACUCUUGUGUUGACAGAGAGAGAACUGCUUUCUCCUUCCCCCUGAGGCUCAGCAGAAGCCAGUCUGCAGACUUGGAGACUCUAGUUUUGGCCCAGUGGGUCACCACAGUGCAAUGCAGCACUUGCAGAAACUGAAAUGCACACCCUGAAUAGCACUUGUAUAAAUAAAUGCCUUCCAAGGGGUACUGAGUGUCCUGUCCUAUCGCUGAAUAAGUGCCACAUGAGCUAUGCAAUGUAUAGUAACCUAUACCCAUACUCAACAUGCUCUAUUAGACUGAAUCCUCUCUCCCGCUCUUUCUCUUCUUCUUCUUCUUCUUUCUCUCUUCAGUCCUCAACUCUUUAUCAAUACUUGAAAUGUAAUCUUUCGCUUCCUUUCCAAAGCGAAUGAUUGUUGUGACGUUUGCACUGAAAAGUUGCGGAUUUAGCGAAACAAAAACUGCCAUUGAAAAGUUAUUUUUAUAGAAGUAAAUUUGAAUUUUGUUUCAGAUGUAUUUUAACUAAUUAAUGGAACCAAAGAGGCCACGAUUUUAGCUGUAGUGCUCGGAUGGCAAGGCCACCGAGUCACUGUGUACAAUACCGUUUGUGAUCAUUUGUAAAAGGCCUACCACCGUAUCAGGGUACGACUUUUAAUUCUCCUGUCUUAGCUCUAUUUUCAUUCUCUGUUUUGUACAAUAAGCAACAUUUCAUUUUUCAUCUUUAAUUCUAUUUUUUGUUCCAGUUUUCUAUUUAAUAAGAAAAGCUAUUUUUAGUUCCUGUCUAAGAAACAUUUAGUCCAGUAAAUGUCAUCUGUACAGUUUAUGUAAAAUAAAAUGUUUUCUUAAAUAUUUUGUAACUUUAACUUCCUUUCUGCAUCAUGUUUUUAGUGUGACUGUUUUUGCCUAAUGACAACACUCAUAAUAUAUUUUAUUAUUAUUAUUAUUAUUAUUAUUAUUAUUAUUAUUAUUAUUAUUAUUAUUAUUAUUACUAUUGUUGCUGUUGUUUUUGCUGUUGCUGUUAUUGCUGUUAAAUCUGCUAAGGAGCAUUGGGACCAGUCAUAAGAUAAAAUUCAAAAAUAAAGUCAAAAUGUCAAGAAACAAAGUUGAAAUGAU
Oreochromis niloticus (Nile tilapia) is the source of this 3734-nucleotide messenger RNA. RefSeq names its product inhibin subunit beta B (gene inhbb). The coding region runs from base 738 to 1952 and encodes 404 amino acids. Gene Ontology annotation, cellular component: extracellular region. The record is from RefSeq and is a predicted model, not a curated record. Gene Ontology annotation, molecular function: growth factor activity; cytokine activity. Lineage: Eukaryota; Metazoa; Chordata; Actinopteri; Cichliformes; Cichlidae. The transcript is spliced from 2 exons.